Molecule: messenger RNA, 2789 nt
Organism: Colletotrichum destructivum
Lineage: Eukaryota; Fungi; Ascomycota; Sordariomycetes; Glomerellales; Glomerellaceae
Exons: 2
Coding region: 207-2297 (696 amino acids)
Source: RefSeq, a predicted model, not a curated record
GUUUGUCGUUUCGAUUCCCCCUCUUCAUCGAACAUUCUUUCCUACUUUCGUUCUAUCAAACAAACUGUCCAUUCGCUUUUCUGAGUGUAAAGUCAUUCGCUUCUUUACUCUCAAGUUAAUACCAACUUAGUUUUUUGUUUCCUUCUUUCGCUAGAACAAAGUACCACCAUUUCUCCAGAAAGGAUACUCGUCCGAUAUAUCUCACAAUGAAGAACAGCGUUGCUCUUCUGGCCCUUGCCGCCGGCGUCAGCCAGGUCGCUGCUACCGGCUGGAACAAGUUCCCCUCCUUCACCUCUCCUGAGAACACCGACAACAAGUGUGAUGACAAGCAGAAGGGAGGCUUCUCCUGGAGCGACCUGACCCCGGGAUCGUUCAACAACUACGGUGGAUUGGACUUCAAGGGCUGGACCUGUGAAUCCGACUUCUCCAAGCGCGAUCUCCUGGCUCCCCGCACUUUUAACAAGGGCAAGGUCAUCUCUGGCUCUUGCGGCCAGAAGAAGGAGACCUCUCCCUCUUUCGGCUGCGGCACUGGCUCGGGCGCCCCUGACAAGUUCUCCAUCAUCCACUUCGACGUGACCGUCGAGUUCGACUGCGACCUCGAGUUCCACUAUGACAUGCCCGACGGCUCCAGCUGCAAGCACCGCUCUGCUUGCUCCAAGUCCGGAACCACUGUCAAGAACUCCCAGUGCGGUGGUGCCAAGAACGUCACCAUCGUUUACCCCCAGCAGCCCUCCAAGCCCAAGUCCACCUGCGGUGUCGGCAUCCACACCAUCAACUUCGACUGCAGCCCCCCCGAGACCUCCAAGCCUCCCAAGACCAAGACCAGUGCUCUCCCCAGCGCCACCACUCUGAGCACCAAGACCCACGACAAGCCUGUCAAGGCUACCACUGCUGCCGAGGAGACUUCCACUGCCGUUGUCCCCUCCGUCUCCAAGCCCGUUGAGGAGACCAGCGCCGCCACCAAGCCCGCCACAACCGCCCCCGUCAAGGAGACCGAGACUGCUCCCGUCCCCAGCAAGGGCGAGACCACCUCUGAGGCUCUUCCCUCAAUCUCCAUUCCCGGCAAGGAGUCGACCACUGCUGUUGUUCCCUCCGCUUCCAAGCCCGCCGAGACCCCCGUCGAGUCCAAGCCUGUCGAGGAGACCUCCACUGCCGUCGUUCCCUCCGCCUCCAAGCCUGUUGAGGAGACCACCCCCGUUGUCACCAAGCCUGCCGGCGAGACCACCGCUGCCCAGUUCCCCAGCGUCUCCAUCCCUGUCAACGGCACCCAGCCUGCGCAGACCGAGACCGUCCCUGCCGUCACCACCCCCGUUGUCCCGGAGACCAAGACCACCGUCUACGACACCACCUCGACCAUCUACACCACCCGUGUCGAGACCGUCACCUCUUGCGCUCCCGAGGUCACCAACUGCCCUGCCGGCUCCCACGGCCUGGUCACUGUCACGGUUCCCCUCACCACCACCGUCUGCCCCGUCACCGAGACCAUCGUUCACACCCCUGGUCCUGCUCCUUCCAAGCCCGCUGGCCAGCCUUCCAAGGGUGUCUCUUCCGAGAAGCCCGUUGGCUCUGGCUCCGUUACUAAGCCCUCUGCCACCAAGCCCGCCACUCCCGUUGAGACUCUUCCCUGCCCCGACGUCGUUCCCCAGUGCCUGAGCACCUGGAUCUGGUCUUCCGGCUGCACUGACAACUCUGACGCCGACUGCUACUGCCCUGACGCCAAGUUCGUCGAGAACGUCUUCUCCUGCAUCUACUCCUAUGGUGCCAGCGACGAGAUCAUCUCCAAGGCCACCCAGUUCUUCCAGGGCAUCUGCGCUCCUCACAUCCCCGAGAACCCUGCCAUCGUCACGGUGCCGGCGACAAUCACCACGGCCAUCACCGUCUCGGCGACCAAGCCCGCCGCCACCAACCCUGCCGAGUACACCACCGUCACCGUUGACAAGACCGUCGUCGUCCCCUGCGUCACUGACGGCACGACCGUUCCCGGCUCUUCCACCACGGCCACCAUCAAGACCACCAUCGAGGUCCCCCACGUCUCCUUUGCCACCGACUCGGCCUCCGUCGUCGUGCCAGUUCCCGCCCCUUCCACCCCGGCUGGCACACCCGCCGCGACUGUCUCGUCCCAGGCCCCGGUUGCUCCCUACCCUACGACUCCCGCCGCUGGCGCCACCAAGACCGGCCCUGUCGGUACUGGCGGUGUUGCCGUCCCUACCACCACCGGUGUUGUCACCGCUGGUGCUGGCAAGGCUACCUUCGGCCUCGGUGCCGUCGUCGCCAUUGCUGCCCUCGCUGCUUUCUAAGCUGGGCAACAUGGUCCCUGCCACUUCCCCCUUCUGCUAAGAUGAACCUUACGCGAGUUGGAGGAACACUUCAGACCCCUUUCCUUAUUGUACCAAUGUCGCUGCACGCACAAAAUCUGUAAUCUACAAGCCCGCAAUCAUACAUACCAUUCUUACGAUCCUUACGAACAAACCAUUGCAUAUGGUGGGUGGUCUCCGGGAAACGGGUAUUUUUCAUACCCUUGGGAAGGCCUUAAAACCCCUAACUUUUUACCACAACAAACCCGGGCCGCGAAUUAGAGCGCAUCAGAAAGGGACUGAGCACAUAGCGCUCGGCUUUCAGCUCUCUGCUGUACUGUUUUCUCUUGGAUCUUUGGAAGCAAAUGCAUCAAAAGGAGGUCAGAGCGAGAUGUUGGAUUCCGGCGAUAUACCCUGGCUGGUUGAAUUGUGUAAUAUUUAAUAGUUUCUAUCCUCGUGAGAGGAAUACAGCAUGCGCUCUAAAACGAUUUACAC